Actinia tenebrosa (Australian red waratah sea anemone) is the source of this 2278-nucleotide messenger RNA. Its product is annotated as galanin receptor type 1. The record is from RefSeq and is a predicted model, not a curated record. Gene Ontology annotation, biological process: G protein-coupled receptor signaling pathway. Gene Ontology annotation, cellular component: membrane. Gene Ontology annotation, molecular function: G protein-coupled receptor activity. NCBI's taxonomy places the organism in Eukaryota, Metazoa, Cnidaria, Anthozoa, Actiniaria, Actiniidae.
UUUUCACGUGUAUAAAUAGGGGAAUGAAUUAGGUAGACGUUUCGAUUACAUUGAUGGCCGGCUGCCUUCAACAGAAUGAUAAUAAUGAACGCAGCCACCAGUGCAUUCUUUUAGAAUGUUGGUGAAGAAGAUAGUGAAGAAGCUUAGUACAUCGUGGCCAAACAACUCGUGCCGUUAAGAGCAAGGAGCUGGGAGAUACGACAUAAAGUCAAGAGAAACCUGGAAGAAGAACAAUUAGCCACCACGAGACGCGGGAUUGAAAAUGAAUCUAUCUCAGAACGGAUCCAUUGUCCCAAAGAUUCCAGAUUACUACAAAGAAUCACUAGGACUAGUAAUAACAAGACUGUCUUUUGAGACAGCCAUAGCGUUGGCCGGUGUCGUAGGGAACAUUUUAGUUUGUAUCGUGAUCGCUUCGAAACGCCUUCGAGGAAGAGCGUCCAUGCAUUAUUAUCUGUUGAACCUGGCGCUUGCAGACAUUGGAGUGCUGACUGUCAUCUUUCCAAUUGCAGUAGUCAGAGAGAGAAUCCCAGGAUACUGGCCAUUUGGUAGGAUCGUCUGCCUUUAUAUCUACCCAUUCGUAGACACUUUCUAUGGGGCUUCGAUAUGGUUCAUCACGUCGAUUGCAUUCCAGAGGUACAGAAAAAUAGUAGUCAAAGGAAAAGGUAUUCAUGGGGAAAGUAGUUCGACAAGGCAGAUCAUCUGUAACCUUCUCUUGAUCUGGCUAGUUUCUUUCCUCAUCGCUUCAUUUCCUCUUUUCUUCAUCUUUACGUAUUUUGAAGACACUAAAAACAAUAAAAUCCACUGUUGGCCCGCCUGGGAAAAAGCACCUCACAAAUCCCUCAGCGCGACCUAUACGGUCAGUCUAAUUGUCUUCUCUUAUGUUUUACCGUUGGCUGUCAUCUCAUGGACUUACGUCGGGAUAUGGCGGGAAAUUCGUAUGAGCAAUUUGUUUCACCAAAGCCUUGACAGAGAAGCGGGCGGCUCCUCUAACAACAAGAUUCACAAAAGACUGAAUGAAAACGCUCGCGCUAAAAAGAUCCUCACUCCUAUCGUUGUCACCUUUGCAGUUACAAUGCUGCCAGUCAGUGUAUUUCGAUUACUUGUUGUUUUCUGGAAACCUCUACCUUCCAUUCAUCAUUUCUGGACUUUUUAUAACACCAUGGUCAUCAUGACGAUAGCCAAUUCUGCUGCCAACCCUAUUAUAUACUCUGUUGUGAGUAGAGAAUUCCGAAGUGCCUUCAUUAAGUUGAUCUUAAGAAGAGAACAUUCCAUACUAUCAAGGCUACCUUCAAAAAGCGAUGCUCACACCAAAGUCACCAACGAUAAACGAAAGAGAUCGUUUAAUGUUGCAACGCCGUUCUCUCCAAAAACCUGGCCAGAUGCUAAGCAACUCAAAGAAACAGUCCUUUAAGACUCUGUAUAUACCUAUUUCAAAAAAAGGUUGUCAUCGUCAAAAGGCGAAAGGAAAUAGGAGAUAGGCAAAAAGCGAUAGGAGGUAGGUCAUUCCGAGAUCCAAGAAUAGCUGGAAUGACUUGUGUUUCUGCUUCAGAUUCUCGUUAAGAACAUGGACCUUAUAGUGAGACUGAUUCAAUGUUCUUUGUAUUCAAAGAAACCUUUUCCAUGUCGAGAAUGACCUAUCGCCUAUCGCCUUUGGCGAAGAAAACGUUCUUUGGAAUAGAUGUACUUAACAGAGUAUAUUUAUUCCGCAGAGAUUGAAUAUAGUUCUAAAGUUGUCCUCCUAGGCAGGGGCAGCUUGUCUGUAUAGUCGAACCAGAAGAACUUGAAAAAUACGAUGGACAAAAGUUUGCUAUAAAUAUUGUUUUUCGGUUGAGAUUUUGUAGAAAAGUCAUAAAACGCCAGAAUCUUUCGGCAAACUGAUUUGGGAAAUAAAAACUAUGAAAAAUGACUAGCCUAAGAACAAAACAGACGUCCUUUAUCUCCCUCGUUCCCCCGCAAAAGUAAGUUUAAAAUUACCAGAAGACUUUAGCUAGUGAAAAAAAAAAAACCUGACGUUAAUUCGAGAAACAAGAUACAAUUUUUCUGUAUGUCCUGAAACUUUUGGGUUCAAACUUUUUAUUUUUAAAUUUUGAUUUCUCGAAAAAUGCCAUGGAUUGAAAAUAAAGUUUAUCUGAAAAAGGUGCUCCGAAGAAAUGAAAAAUGUAAACUUUAGAGGCUCUAGCUACUGCGGAGAGAAAGUAUUGUAUUUAAAGGCACUAUUAGACGUUAAUCAAAGAUAAGUAAAGAGAGCAGCUUCUACAGCCAUUCAUUGAAUAGAAUG